Tremella mesenterica DSM 1558 is the source of this 1308-nucleotide messenger RNA. RefSeq lists its product as uncharacterized. The transcript is spliced from 4 exons. Gene Ontology annotation, cellular component: Cul4-RING E3 ubiquitin ligase complex. The record is from RefSeq and is a predicted model, not a curated record. The annotation marks the transcript as partial. Gene Ontology annotation, molecular function: ubiquitin protein ligase binding. Gene Ontology annotation, biological process: DNA damage response; protein ubiquitination; ubiquitin-dependent protein catabolic process. NCBI's taxonomy places the organism in Eukaryota, Fungi, Basidiomycota, Tremellomycetes, Tremellales, Tremellaceae.
UUGAAAACCUUAAUAUCUGAUCCUGCCAAUGACUCACAUAUGAUCGAAAGCACACUCGUGUUGAAACGCUUCGCCGACAAAGCCGUUACUAGUCUUUUUCCAGCAUCCACUGGCUCGCAGCUAUCUUCGCCUGACGAACGCGAUGCUUUCCUUGUUCAGCAUCGCCAACGAAUCGAGCUGGAAGACGCCGUCCUUCAAGGUCUCAAAACGGGAAUUAGCUCUCGACAAAAUGCACCAGCCGAGUGGAUCGCCAAACACUUGGAUGCUGUCAUGCGUCGUGGUCAAGGAUCGAGCACGGAGGCCGAGUUCUCAGCGUUGUUGGAUGAGAUCAUCGCUCUCGUUAGUUACACACCGGACAAAGAUGUGUUCAAGGCUUUCUACUCGACGCAAUUGGCAAAGCGGCUCUUGCUCAACAAGAGCGCCAGCGAUGAUAUGGAAAGAGACAUGAUCUUACGACUGCAAAAAGAAAUGGGAGAGGAGUUCACCAGUGGAGAUGUGAUGAUGAAGGACCUGCAGUUAUCAGAGUCUCUUGUCAAAUCAUAUCAAUCAGCUCAGGCAAAGAACCCGGAGCAUUUCCAGGGCUCGGGCGACUUCACUGCCAAUGUCCUUACUGAGUCCGCCUGGCCUGCAUAUCCUCUUCUCAAAGACGGAUGGAGCUUUCAACUCACACCCGGACUUCAAAGGUCGAUCGACGCCUUCACCCAGUGGUACUCCACCCAACAUCAGAAUCGCCAGUUGUCUUGGCGAUAUCAGCUUGCGACAGUCACCAUGACCGCUCGAUUCGAUAGUGGACGAUAUGAGAUCACUCUCUCCCUCUUUCAAGCAGUCGUCUUGCUUCAAUUCAAUGAAGACGAUAGUCUCAGCUUCAAGGAACUUCAUGAACGGACCGGUAUCGAGACAAAAGAGCUGGCCAGGACACUUCAAUCCCUUUCUUUAGGUAGAAAAGGGACAAGAGUGUUGUUGAAAAAGCCAACGGGAAAGGAUGUGAAUCCCCAAGAUGCGUUCGUUUGGAACAAAUCGUUCACCAACGAUAGGAUCAAGUUCAAAAUCAAUCAGAUCCAACAGGACAUGUCGGCCGAAGAGACGAAAAAGACGAACGAACAAGUCAUCGUGGACCGAGUGUCAGUGCUGGAAGCUACGAUUGUGCGAAUAAUGAAAGCUCGGAAGAAGAUGACCUUGCAAUUACUCAUUGACGCGGUAGUGACAGAUGUCAAUAAACGUUUCCCUCCAGACAUCAAGGAGCUGAAGAAGCGUGUGGAGAGUUUGAUAGAGCGCGAGGUGAGUGAUACAGCUUUCCCUAUGCUCUAG